This is a messenger RNA of Papaver somniferum (opium poppy), 686 nucleotides long. Its product is annotated as MLP-like protein 43. Gene Ontology annotation, biological process: defense response. Lineage: Eukaryota; Viridiplantae; Streptophyta; Magnoliopsida; Ranunculales; Papaveraceae. Bases 115 to 594 code for a protein of 159 amino acids. The transcript is spliced from 2 exons. The record is from RefSeq and is a predicted model, not a curated record.
UGUUGUCCUUGGUAGUUGCUGUUACAUAAGCAUAAUUUUGCGCUAUAUAAACUCGAAGAAAGUUUUCAUUCCCUGCACUGAUCGACAUAACCUUGAGGUUGUAUUUAAAGCAUAAUGGCUGAAAUUCAUCAGCUUGAGGUUGAAAUUAAAUGCAAGUCCUCUGCAGAGAGGUUUUACACUUUGCUGACUCGUGAUGCACCCAAGCUUCCAAAAUAUGCUCCUCAAUCGAUCCUCAGAGUCCAAGUUCUCCCCCGAGAUGGUGAAGUUCGCGUGGGAAGUAUAUUUGUUUGGGAAUAUGUACCAAGAGACAAACCUUCUGCCGCCUUGUCGAUAGAGAAGGUAACUGCAAUUGACCCUAAAAACUUGUCAAUAACUACCACAGUUCUUGAAGGAGAUCUCAGAAAUGAUUACACAAGUUUUGUCAUCACACUUGCUAUCACUCCAACAAAGAGGGAUGGGAACUAUAAUUUCAUUGUGAAGUGGGUUGUACAGUAUGAGAAAGCCAAUGAAGAUGUCCCUGAUCCAACAUACUUUAUGAUAUUUUUGGAAGAGUUUACCAAGGAGUUGGAUGGCAAUUUGCUCAAGGAAGAAUAGACAAGAUCGAUCUACCAUAUACAUAUAUGUUAAGUCAUGCAUGUUAUAUUGCAGGAACCUACGUACAUGUUUGUGCUCGAUGUUUAAAUAUA